This is a messenger RNA of Salvia splendens (bonfire salvia), 2214 nucleotides long. RefSeq lists its product as uncharacterized. Bases 1 to 2214 code for a protein of 737 amino acids. The transcript has 2 exons. The record is from RefSeq and is a predicted model, not a curated record. Lineage: Eukaryota; Viridiplantae; Streptophyta; Magnoliopsida; Lamiales; Lamiaceae.
AUGGGGUCAAGUGAGGAGGACUACCUACUGCGAGCUAUUCCCUUCGUGUUACAGGGAGAGGCUGACACCUGGUUCAUGAGGUUGCCUCCUAGGUCUAUCCGAACCUGGUCGAAGUUCCGACAGGUGUUUUUGGACUACUUCUUCCCUUCCACGAAGAUAAAUGCCAUGAAGAAGUGGAUACAGAGAGCCCACCAAGACAUCGAUGAGACCUUGAGCAAAUACUGGGAAAGAUACAAGGGACUACUCGACGCGUGCCCAAAUAAUCGGAUGAUGGAGGCUAAUGUUUACAACACAUUUUAUGUAGGGCUGACCCCCACGAGCAAUGAUUUGAUGAACUCUUCGAGUGGUGGUGACUUCUCUAAACUGAAGGUGAGUGAAUCCAAAAAGGUGUUGGACAGGUUGAUCAACGCAAAAAGAGCGUAUGACAACCCACACAAUUCAAUCCUAAAGUGGGUACCAGUCAAUGUAUAUGCCGAUACAGCCGAAGAGAGAAUGGAGGCUCGCAUGGACAAGAUGGAGAAUGUACUGUUAGCCGCGAUGGAAAAACAGACUCAAACUGCACCUCAGGAGAAGGUGAAUACGGUAGCAAGGCAAGAAGGGGUGUAUCCUAGUUGUGGACCCUCGGGACUUCAAGCUCAGCAGAGAGGUUACCAGAAUCAAAAUUCGAAUGCCCCCUCACAGCCUCGGGGGAGUCAAGGACCACAAGGAAAUUUCCACCGUGGAGGAGGAUCCUCUUCCGGCAGUCAGCCGGGAGCAGUUUCCAAUCAAUCAGCAGCUAAGCAACCCAAAGGAACAGAUGAGUUGAUUGGUGAUUUGUUGAAUUCCCAGCAGCACAUGCAAGGCAAUAUGCAAGCCAACAAUGAUAUGGUGCACAAGCUGCAGGAUUCCCAGAUGGAACACAAGGCAGCUCUGGACAUGCUCACCAAACAAAUCUCACAGAUGGCAACUACCUUAAGUGAAAUGAGCGGGAAUAAUGGAAACAUACCCGCCACUGUCAAAAUGCCAGACAGAGUCAAUAUCAGCAAGAUCACUCUGAGAUCGGGGAAAGACUAUGCUGAACCCUCUGGAAGAGUGGAGGAAAGUAGUGAGAUGGUGAUCGACGAACAGGUGGUAACAAAGGCUCUGGAGGAUUAUGAGAAGGGGCCACUGCCAAAUGCUUCCGACCCUGUACUCCCCGAUGAGGAACCUGAGGAUCUGUGUGAUGAGAAGAAAAGGCAUGAGAAUGUUGAAAAGAACGAAGGAACAAGCCAUGCCAUUAAGCGUACCAAGCCUUAUCCAUAUCGGGGGGAACCUAAGAGACAGAAAGAAGACCCCACCGAUUUCAUGGAAAUCUUUGGGAAAUUGGAAAUCAAUCUUCCUCUCUUGGAAGCACUGAAGUUGCCACGAUUUAGCAGAUCCAUAAAGGACUUCAUAGCUCGAAAAGCGAAGGCUGAUGGGAAGAUCGUGAUUGGGGAGAGUGUCUCGGCAGUCAUCCAGAAGAAAAGGCUCCCCUUAAAGAGAACAGAUCCGAGAAUGUUUACCUUACCGAUCAUCAUUGGGGAUGUCAACAUCGAGCACGCGAUGUGCGAUUUGGGGGCCUCGAUUAAUGUGUUACCAUUUUCGAUUUACAAGAAGCUGACAGGGUUUAGGCUGGUUGAUACCAAGGUGAUCAUCCAAUUGGCUGACAGGUCGUGUAUUAACCCUGAAGGAGUUCUGGAAAAUGUGAUCGUGAGGGUACACAACUUCUUAUAUCCAACAGAUUUCCAUGUGAUCAGAAUGAAUGAGUCAGAGACAGGGGAGUCAAGUGGAGUUUUAUUGGGAAGACCGUUCCUGAGGACAACCAAGACGAUAAUUGAUGUCAGUGAUGGCACGAUAUGUCUUGAUUAUCACAGCGAGAAGUAUACAUUCAACAUCGAUGAGACCAUGAAGAAACCACUAGACGUGGAAAAUCUGAAUUCCAUCGAUGUUAUCACACCUUUAGUUCAGGAGUUUCUUGAAGCUGAACUCUUGAAGGAGAAACUUGAGGCCUUUGAGAUAGAUGAUGCUAUAGAAAAAGAGGUUUCUAAUUGGUGUGAGGCAUUGGUAACUCGUGAAUUAACUGAUGAUGAAAUCAACAAGGCUAUCAUGGGAUUAUGCCACAUGAUAGACUUAGCCGGAUCAAGUGGCUCAGCCCAGCUGAACAGUUUAGAGGGGGUGAGUAAUGCUGAGAAGUUACCUGACUUCGGGGAACUUUAG